AUGCUCGCCUCGUACGGAUCUUUGCUGCUACCCAGCUUGUGGAACGCUCCCGUCACUGUAUCACAUGCAUUGCCGGUACGCAACUCCGACGUCCAACAACUGUCAAAGCUGAACAGACAUUUGACCAAUGGGCUAGCCGCAGCUGAGGAUUUAGAUAGAUACAUGUGGCAUGAUUUGAUUCUUGAAACAGCCCUAUCCUCCUGCGAGGACAGCGGUAUCGAUUUAUUCCCAGGUGGCAGACUGUCUGAUCUGGAGUAUACAUACGACAUUGUGCUAUUAAAUGAAGAUCCAGGUAAGUUGCAAGCUUUCCUGGAUAGUUUGAGCGCCAGCGUAGCCAUGUUCUGUGAUUAUUAUUUCCCCGAGCGUCCCCGUCGUGCUCCAUUACAUCCUCUACAACAAAAUUCGUCGAACGGAGACAUCUGUGGCUCUUGGUAUUAUUUGUUUGGUCGGCCUUCAUCAUACAACCAUCACAUGUUGGCUCUGAAUAAAUUGCCCUCUGGAGUUCCGCGGAAAAACGAUUCAGAGUCUUUAAGAUCCUCGAAUGGCGUUAAUGAUACCAAUGAUUCCGCUGUAGCGGACACUUCUAAACUUGAUUCACCCGACAGUCACACAACCGCUCUAUCUUUAUUAGAUACAGCAAUGGAACAGGACACGAAUGAUGCCAUUUUAAGGUUUCUCAUUCCUUAUUCCGAGGAGGGGUAUGGAUUUACUCUGGCCGAUGUGGAGCACAGUUCCGCAGAUGGGUCGGAACUCCCUCGCCCAACAAGCACGCCUUCAGCGUCCCCGGAAUCCGGGAACAGAACACGUGCAUUUGACCAUCAUCCAUCGAAUAUCUACAUUCAUGCGGUACGCAAGUCCUCUCCUGCGGAUCAAGUAAAUCUACCCGUCGGAGCUUACUUGGUUGAGAUUGGCUGCGUACCCCUUGGUGUAAAUACCACACUGAAAGAAGCUGUGAAACGUUUACGUCACGCGUCGAAACUUCGCACGGAUAAAUCCAUGCCUUUGGGAGUCACUUUAACCAGAAGAAUGAAUGCAUCGGUUCCACGACCUGUGACGAAUGGUGGUUCCAAGAAUGACGACUGUCUAUCUGUGAUUUCGUCCAUUUCGGGCACUUCUCAUGAACCCGUAAAUUCAGCGCAAAAGUUAACAUCUCUUGCUCAGAAUGAAACUGACUUGAUGAGCUCUCCACUGGCCACCUCAUUCCGAUCCUUUUCGGUUUCCGCUUCCUCGGUGGCGUGGUCCGGCUCGGCCACCUACCCAUACUAUGCCAGUUUGCACCGAUCCAGUCCAGCCGGUGUGAAUGGCAGUUCCGGUUUCCCUGCAGAAGUCACAUCCCUACGCUCAGUGGGUUUGUCACAGCUCUCAUCAGGCACGUGCGCCUUAUUAUGCGAAGAACGGUGCAUUGAUCCAGAAACUGAGUCAUGUAACACUGACGGGGAGAACAGUUUGCAGCGACGUAAGCGUUUGCUCACACUGGCCCAUCCGGUGUUGAAUCUCCGUUGGUCCGAAGUCACGCCACAGGAGGCAAAACGACAAUGGGCCAUUGCCGUAUUGCUCACUGAAUUGGAUCGUGUGGCCAACGAUUUAUUGGCUGGUGUAAGAGCUUAUCGUUUAGGUUUAAGACGAUCAGCCAGACUGACCAAAGAACAGUUGGAGUUGCUCUUCCGAAAUAUCACACAGGUUGCAUCUCAGGCGUGGCGUCUUGUACAACGCCUCAAAGGAAGCUGUUUAGCUUAUGCCAAUGUAUCAAAUGGACAACCGGCGUCGACUCCCGUCCGCUCACAUUUUGGCACUAUUGCUUCCAAACCUUCUGGCAUUACUGUUUCUCAGACCAUUCCAACUCCCAAGGAAACGCGGAAACCAAGUCUGUUCACAAGAAUACGUAAGAGUAUCGUGAACAAUCAGCGUACCGCACAAAAUGCGACAGUCCCCAGCAUCACUCAGAUAAAUAAGGAGACCUCGGUUAAUUUAGAGUUGUCUACCCCUAAUACUAUCACUCCUUUCACUCAACCGGAACCUGCACAUUUCGAUAAGGACGAUUUACCGGUUCCUGAUCAACAAACACGUCUCGACCCGCCUCCACACGGCCAUUUAGACUGUCCGGGACGUAUUGUGCACGGUUCGAUUGGCACGUUGUUAACCGAGUAUGCGGUGUAUACACACGAGCAUCUGACUCGAAUGAAACAGGUGCGUGAAUUCCGCCGUCAUCAUCCCGAGUUGCGAUCGUUGCUACGAGCUCAUGCAAUGUCCCCUGGUGUCCCAUCGUUUACCAACUUCCUCGCCCUUCCGUUGGAGCUUCUCCUUAUUCUAUUAAUUCGGUUACAAAAGAUUCAAGAGUAUACCAGUGAUCAGCACACGGACAGACCAUUCUUGGACUCCAGUAUUGCGAUGCUUCGGGAAGCUGUCUUGAGUCCGUCUACAACCGAUGGUCCGGCAAUGCUUCGGACACCACAUGCGAGUCGCACUGGUACUUUACAAGAAUCGUUCACUGGAACCGGCUCACACGAAGAAAAUAUUCGGUCUAAUGAGCGAAUCGGACCGGAACAGCAAGAAUCUCCCAGCUCUCAACCGGACUCACAGGGAAACGUUUUACAGUCCCGAAUAGAUUGUGCUAAUCGAGAACUGGUGCAAUUAUUCCGCUUGGUUCAACCGCCACUCCACGCUUCUGUCGAGUGUGAAUUAUCCAACGAACCUGAGGAUUGGAUCAAUUCCGAACGUUAUAUUAUAUUCCGCGGUGCCAUGAACUGCGUAUUGAGCAACAUCCCGUCUGCUCCCGGUCAAGGUACUUAUUCAUCCGCACAUUUGUACACAGGCAAGGUAUUCGCCUAUCUGCUGACUGAUGCUCUGGUACUGGUUGCAUCCGACACAGAUGUGCUCGUAUCCAACGAAUCGAAACCGUUACUUUGCGAACCAGUUCUGCUCACUCUUGUUUGCAAUCAGUCUUACGGCACGGAACUUCAUCUUACGAUGGAAACAAUUGGUGGUCUGCGUUUGCAACUGACAUGUCCGACGGUCGAGGACAAGGUGGUUUGGAAAACUCUGAUACAACAACGCAUUGCUAUGAUUCAAUAA
This is a messenger RNA of Echinostoma caproni, 3072 nucleotides long. The record is from the annotation of a GenBank genome assembly. Lineage: Eukaryota; Metazoa; Platyhelminthes; Trematoda; Plagiorchiida; Echinostomatidae.